Messenger RNA from Oldenlandia corymbosa var. corymbosa, 1620 nucleotides. The record is from the annotation of a GenBank genome assembly. NCBI's taxonomy places the organism in Eukaryota, Viridiplantae, Streptophyta, Magnoliopsida, Gentianales, Rubiaceae.
AUGAAAGCCCCUAUUUGGGUGUCGCUAUGUGACCUUCCGGUGGAGUAUAUGCAUCCGGAGGGGCUUUACUCAAUUGCAAGGGCCAUAGGGAAGUCUCUGAAGGUUGAUACUCUGACGCUUAACAUGUUGCGGCCAUCGGUAGCUAGACUCUGUGUAGAAGUUGACCUCACCAAAGACUUCCCAAGAUCUGUGAAAAUUGUUAAAAAAGGGAAGAAACAUGAGCAACAAUUCACUUAUGAACACAUUCCUUCAUAUUGUUCUAAGUGUUGUAAAAUAGGCCAUAAGGAAGAGGACUGUCGCAUAGGGAAGCCUCAUCUGCAGAAAGAAAGCUCAAGGAAAGAUGCAAUUCCGGUGAUCAAAAGCAAAGGUGUUAAGCAGGCCUUAAAGAUGCGAGAGGAUGUAGACAAGUCUGGCUUUGAUGUGCAAAUUCUCCAAUCAAACCCUUUAAAGGGUGUGGAAUCGCAAUAUCUGAGAAUGCAAAAGAGCGAGUCGGUCCCAAGCCAAGCUGCGAAAACCCUAGUUCCUCACCACCCUGCGAAAACCCUAGCUGCGGGCGCCCAUGCGGAAACCCCAGUUGUGCGACUAGGUGAAUCGACGUCGGGAUUAUCAGCUAUGGAGAAACUCGUCAUUCCGGUGGACUUUCCUGAUGAAGUAUCUCCACCAUCGGCGGUUUCAAAUCACUUUGCUGUGCUGGAGACAAUUGAUGAGUCUGAAAAUGAAAAUGUUGACGAUGCGGGAGAAGAUCAUGUUGAGGAUGUGUUUAUUAAGGAUCUGACUCUCGGGUUGGAUCCUUUGGAGCGUUCCAAGCCUGCUGAUGCUUCACAACCCUUUGAAGAGGCUCAGAUGACUAUACAACAGCUGGGAAGUGGGGAUAUUUUGGAAGUUGGUCGAUCUACGGAUGAUGGUGAAAUUGGCAAAUCUUCGGGGCCUAAGGAGAUUGAAGAAAGUGCUCGCAAUGUUUGGUUUGAUGGAGAUAAUGAUGAUGCAAGAGUAGAAGAUUCAGUGCAAGGGGAGGAAUCUGUACUUAAGAAGCAUGGUCUUUAUGCUAAGACAACUAGGGUUGCACGACAAUCUUUAUGGAGGAAUUCGAUAGAUUUUAGACACCAAACUUCAUGUUCCCCAUGGAUGGUAGCUGGAGAAUUCAAUGUGAUUCGUUCGUUGGAAGAAUAUUCGGGGGUUUCAGUUCAGGAUCAUGGGGCAAUGUGGGAGUUUAAUGAAUGCAUCUAUGAUUGCGAUUUGAUUGAAAUUCCAGCUACGGGUGAGGAUUUUACUUGGGGAGGAACAAGGUCUACUGGAUGGGAACGAAGAGUAAGGCAAAGCCUCUUUAAAAUUCAAGCGCCGGAUGGUUCUAUGUUGACUUCUAGGGAUGGAAUUGAACAAGAGGCGGUGAGGUUCUUUAAAGAUCUUUUAAAUGACCCGAGUGAUGACCAAGGUUGCGAUGCUACACAAGAAGAUUUUCUUGAACAUAUUCCCUUAACACUCACUCAAGAUGAUACUUGGUUGUUGUCCAAGCCAAUUACAUUAGAAGAGAUUAAGGAGGCGGUGUUCAAUUUAGGUGAAGAAAGUGCACUCAGAAUUGAUGGUUAUGGAGGAGUUUUCUAUAGAUCUGAUUGGACAUAA